Molecule: messenger RNA, 1403 nt
Organism: Sphaerodactylus townsendi
Lineage: Eukaryota; Metazoa; Chordata; Lepidosauria; Squamata; Sphaerodactylidae
Product: transmembrane protease serine 11A-like
Exons: 10
Coding region: 432-1403 (323 amino acids)
Biological process (GO): proteolysis
Molecular function (GO): serine-type endopeptidase activity
Source: RefSeq, a predicted model, not a curated record
CGGGAGUGCCACACAAUCUGCCGUGGAAGGGAGAGCUCCUCAGCCGCAGCCUCCGAUCUGGCACCUCCCUGAACAGGUUCUGGCUCUGCAGACAGAGAUCCUGAGCCACAGGCUGCUGCGUCUUGGGUGAAGGGAGGAGCAAGAUACAGGGUGCAGCUCGGCAGACUGGGUCCCAUCCUCUGCUAUCGACAUAAUCUGUAACCUCGAGGUGAUGCUGGGACUGGAAGCAGUUUCUAACUGAGGACUUGAAUGCUGUGGCGGUCAAUGCUAUCCAGUAGCAGGCCCCCGGCAAGUGCACCAGAGCCUUGCUGCAGAGCUCUCUGCCUAACCAGGGCUGAGCUGGACACCACCCUGCGGCCAAACAGCAGCUCCCUCAGCUGAGGGUCCAUCCGACUGAAGAGGAACUCUACCCUUCCAGGCUACGGUGGAGAAUGCCCAAGGCGGCAGCAGCAAGAGCUGGACUUCUGGAGCCAUGGAAGAUUGCACUGAUUGUCCUGGCAGGGCUGGCGCUUCUUGCAAUCGUUGUUGGGCUGCUAGUAUAUUUUUUGGCCUUUGAUCAAAAGAAGUUCUUCUACAAUGCUACCUUUAGGAUCAACAAUGUGCCCUAUCAGCCUAGUUUGAAAAAACAGACCUCAGAAGAAUUUAGACAGCUCAGCAUGAGCAUUGAGACAUUGAUCCAUCAGGCAUUUGAAGAUCAUACUUUAAAGAAAAAAAUGAUCCAAUCCUCUGUCGUGAGGCUAAGCCCAGACGAGGGAGCCGUGCUGGCUGAUGCAGUGCUGGUUUUCAAGUUCACGGCCUCGGAUAGCAGAGAGGCGCUCCAGGACAGUGUUUACAGUGCUCUGCUGAGAAGACUGAGAGCUCCAGUGGGGUCCUUGAGCAUCGACUUGGCAUCUUACAGGCUUUCAGAGAUCCCUGCAGACAGUGGUGGAAAUCUUAUCUACAGCUGCUGUGGGACACGAAUCGAUAAAAGCGGUGAAAGAAUUUUUGACGGAAACGUUGCCGAUGAAGGGGAGUGGCCCUGGCAAGCCAGCCUGCAGCUGCAGGGCACCCAUCGCUGCGGGGCGUCCCUGAUCAGCAGUAGCUGGCUUGUAACUGCAGCUCAUUGCUUCAAAGGGUUCAAGAAAAUCAACUUCUGGACGGCUAGCUUUGGUGCCCGUUUGAGGUCCCCCAAAAUGAAAAGGAAUAUUCGCCAGAUCAUUGUCCACGAACACUAUGCAGAUAAUGUCUUGAGCCAUGAAUAUGAUAUUGCUGUUGUGGAGAUCUCUCCCCCAGUGCAAUUCUCAGCUGAAGUGCAUCAUGUCUGCCUUCCAGAAGCCACGCAAGUCUUCUCAGACAAUACCACAUGCUUCGUCACAGGGUGGGGAGCUCUGAAGGAUGACGGUGAGAAAUUAUUCACAGCAUAA